Effrenium voratum is the source of this 342-nucleotide messenger RNA. The record is from the annotation of a GenBank genome assembly. Lineage: Eukaryota; Dinophyceae; Suessiales; Symbiodiniaceae.
AUGAAGCAUCGCAGCGCUUUGGACGCGGUCAGUCCCCUUGUAAGACAGCGAUUACUCUCUCAUUUCGCCUAUUUGGAAGGGAAACACGACAACGCCACACCCAACCGAAUCACACACCUUGAGAAAAUGACUUUCAUACCAAGCCCUGCAAACCUGGACAUCAAUGGCCCGCCGCAAAUCACCAAAGGCCGACCGGUACUCAGCAUCAUGGGAGCGGUCAAGGCCCAUUUGCAGCCAGGCGCAAAGGCUUGUACUGCUUUAGCUGUGCAGAACAAGCCCAAACGAUUGGUAGAGGUGAGCUUUGACGCGGACUCACAUGGGUUAAGCAUGAUCCAGCGCUGA